Lactuca sativa (garden lettuce) is the source of this 819-nucleotide messenger RNA. The record is from RefSeq and is a predicted model, not a curated record. Lineage: Eukaryota; Viridiplantae; Streptophyta; Magnoliopsida; Asterales; Asteraceae.
AUGGAGAGGUUCGAGGCACAUUAUGUGCCUAAGGUGGAGCAGCAGCGGAUGCAGCAAGAGUUCAUGGCCUUACAGCAAACUGUCGUGUCUGUUAGCGGCUUGAACGCCAAGUUCUUGGAGAUGCUAUCUUUUUGUCCCUCGUUUGCUAGGAACGAGGCCUGGUUGGUCAGCCGAUACACUGCCAUUCUACGUACCGAAAUUCGAGAAUUCGUUAGCAUGCAGGAGUUCCCGACUUUAUCCGCGAUCAUGGAUGUAGCGAGGAGGAGGGAAAUCGAGUUGCAUACCCAGUCCAAGAGGAAGGCCAAUGACACCUCCUCCAAGACAUCCAGAGAUGCCCAGAAAAAGCAAAAGCAGGGUGGUAAGUCAAGGUAUGAGUACAGGGCGUCUUCAGGUCCGGGCGAGAAAAAUCCGUUGAUAUGCUACAACUGCAAAAAGCUAGGGCAUCAUUGGAAGAAUUGUAGGGCUCCCCCUGUGAGUGCAGUUCCUCAGAUUACUUCUGCUGCUCCCGUCUGCUAUCACUGCAACGACACAGGACACAAGAAGCCCGAAUGCCCGAAGUUGAAGGCUGGUAAAGGAGGUGGGGGUACAAAUCCUGCAAUUACAUCGUCUUCUAAGGGACUCACUAUGGUGACACGAGGUCGUGCUCACCAGAUGACUGCAGAUGAGCCGGUGAUUAUCGCGACAGUGGCAGGCACUUAUUUGCUAGAUUCUGAGCCCGCCGUUGUUAUGUUUGAUAGCGGUGCUACCCAUUCUUUUGUAUCUUGCACGUUUAUGACCCUAGGAGUGUUAGGAAGCCUUUUGGAAAAGAUGAAUUGGUAG